AUGGAUGAAUCGCCGUGGGGUAACGACUACCGGAGGGAACUUGGAGUUUUCUUCGAUGAGAGCACGGAGAUAAGGACCGAACAGCGCGACGAAAACCCUUGUCAGGUGAGAAAGCGGUUCGCGAGAUUGAAAGUGGAGGGCGGAGUGGCAACGACGACGAUCCUCCACAAGAUCAAGGUCAAGGAAGAGACGAAGGAAUGUUGCGGCUACCAGCAGGCCUCGCCGUCGUCCACGUCGGCGGCCACCACCGCGACCGUCGCGACGCUCACCGUUUCGCCCGCGACGGCGAUCACCACGACCGUCACCAACAGCAACGGCGUCUCCACCGUGAACGCGAAUCCUUCCACGACCACCACGGCGAUAAUCGCCGCCGCCGCCACCGCCACCCCCGCUCUGCAGUCAUCCAGCAUUAUUUGCCAUCCACCGACGACCAUCUCCAACACCGUAGACUCCUUUCCAGUCGACCUCGAGCUCAAGGCUAAGAGUAAGGCAUCCUCCGCAACGCGGGAGAAGUCUUCGCGCGAGGAAACGGUCCAGCCUGAGGCGCAUUCGCCUUCCUCUCAGCAGCAUCAAAGGAUCGGUCAGCAGAAGCAAACAAACGGCCCUCGAGCGGAAUACAAAGGCGCAUCCGGUUGCUCUAGGUCUUCUGAUAACGACAGCCCUUUGCCUUCGCAAUCGCUCAAGCCUGAGCUUGAGGAGGCUGCUACAGGUACUGCAAAUGCUGGGCUCAGGACGACGGACGAGCAGAGCGAUGGCGCCGUGUUAGUGAACGGCACUGCCGGUGUGUCCCGAUGUGUCAGUGGUAUCUUCGCGGGACAUGGCAAGCUCAAGAGGUUGCUGGGCACUCUGGUGCAAUUUGCCACCGAUAUCUCAGCAGACACGGGUGAUACGGUGCGCACGCUGGUACUCGCGCUUCUGAGCGGCAGCAUGACCGCGGAGGAGUUUCAUUCGGCGUUACAGGAGGCGACCAACUUUCCACUCAGAAGCUUCGUCUUGCCGUAUCUCAAGCACACCCUGCCCUCCCUGCAGAGGGACCUGAGUAACGCGGCCAGGGCGAAUAAUCAGAGCUGCGUGCAGUUCCUACGAUCCAAUGAGUCCGCCGUUCUUGAGGCUGUAGGGCUGGUACCGUCCGGCGAGUCCGUCGAGGUCUUUGGCGAGCAUGGGGGUGCGAAUGGGAUCGGCGGUGGUAAUCAGUGCUCCACUCAUUACGCUAUGCGCUCAAAUUCUAAUCCCGGCACCAUUCAGCACACGGUGGGCAGCAACGCCGCGGGCGCGUUGCACCAUUAUCCCGGCGUUGCUCAUGCACCGAAACGUCGUGCCUCCGACACCCCGUACUACGAGAACGGCGUUCUUAUGGACGAUAUGCCAGUAUACGGCAAGAGGUCUAUCAAUCCUUGGAGCCACCACCAACAGCAGCAGCAGCAGCAACAGCAACCAACGGACCCGUCCUAUUGCUGGUACCAUCCGUUGCACUCCUCCGGCGGAUCGAUCCAAGGUCACGCGCACGGCCACGGUCACGGGCCGAGCCCGGUGCCGCCUAGUCUCGUGCAGAUUAAUCAGAUAAACGCGUUCUCCGCGCCGCAUCAUCUGACUCAGCAGCCACAACAAUCAUUAGGUCAUGGUUUACAAACGCAGAAUGGCGGCAGCCUCGACGACGAAUGGAAGAAUAUCCAUGUGAUGCUCAAUUGCAUCCUCGGUAUGGUCGAGAAGACGAAGAGAGCAUUGGCGAUCCUUCAGCGACGAGGAUGUUCCAGUCCGGCGGCCGCGGCGCCUCCACCAGGUGUAGUCGCGGCGCAGAAUGGUACCAGCAAUAAUGGCAAUAGUAACGGCAAUAAUCCGUCUUCGACUAACGGUGUGCAAGUAGAAUCGUCCACUGGCGAUCGGGAUGGUGGUCUAAAGCGAUUGUCCGGUGAGAUUGUUGCGCAAACGAUCAGGGCGACUGAAGACAGGGUGGCCGAGGUCAAACGAAGAGCUGAGGAAGCUGUGUUAGAAGUGAAAAGGGCUGCAGUGGCGGAGGUGCAACGUGCCGUAGCGGUUGCGGUUGCGGAGUCGAGAGCGAACGAACGUUUGAGGGUUCAUCGAUUACUGGAUCUUCCUCUGUCCCAAAGAAAUCCGGGCAGUCUCCGUCAGGGCCCUUUCCUGAGAAUUCACGGGAACUCGACCGCAGUUGAGGCCAGUACCAGGAACGUUACGACGCCGACGACGACACCGAAUUCAGCGCCAUCGACCACUGAGGACGAAAAAGAUAUUCACCUCACUAGUAUGAUGGGAUCCAACUGUUGGAAUUGUGGCAGGCCCGCCCUGGAGACCUGCGGUGGAUGCGGGAUCGCUAGAUAUUGCGGCUCCUUCUGCCAACAUCGUGACUGGGAGGCUGGCCACCAUACAACUUGCAACAACCUACCGCCGCGCGAAUCGCGAAGAUCAGCCUCACGCAGUCCACCAAGGAUCGCCGCCACGAAUCUCUCUACGAAUAUCAAUGAGGUCGACGCCACGCCGGUGCCGUCUGCUGGGGUCUCAAAGGGGAAGUGACGUCGCAAUGCUAGGAGCAAUCAGCGAGCCAGAGCAAUCGAUUACGAAUCACGCUGAUCGCGUUUCCUACAAACACUCUCCUCUGUAAAGAAUGUGUGAAUUGAAAUGAAGCAAGAGGAACUCACUCCUGUGAAAUCGAAUGCCUGAUCCUCGAAAUUUGAGAUUGGCUUGAAACUGUUGGGAUAUUCGUUUGUCCUUUCCGCUUUCCGAUUAUAUCUCCGUGAGAAUUAAGACGAAAGAAAAGAGUCAAUUCCGAAUUUGGAUAAUUAGGUAUUCACACAUUCACAAGAUAAAUUCCAGCGCCCAUUCUUUUUAACUCAUUCAUCUUCUACAGUGUUUUCGCCGAUCAUACAUCUUCUGCGUACACUUUCCUUUCCGUGAAACUGGCCGGAGAUUUCUUUUGUACUAUAUCUGGAUACGUGGGCGAGUAUGAAUAAGAAUUACUCUGAUCCAACAUAUUUAUGAAAAAGUUGACUAUACGCUUGUCAAGAAUACCUGAAAACUGGAUUAACAUUGGAAUCGAACUAGUUCGAUGAUCAGUUUAUUCGCUGGAUAGAUCUCCAAUUCCGGCGUUUCAGUCAAUUCAAAAUAUGCGGUAACAUAUGAAGUUUACGAUUAUUUAACCAGUUAAAAAAUGCGAAUAUGGGCUGAUAUUUAUAGGCAGUUCUUAUAUUUAAGACUAUCCUAAAUACAAUCUUAAAAUAUUGUUAAUCACAGAGUCAUCAUUAUUAAUCUCUUAAGAUAUUAUUUAAAACGAUCUUAAAUAAGAGCGGACUAUGAAUACCGGCCAUCGAUCAACAAAUUUGAUGUUAUUCAUCUUUGGAGAUUAUAUAAACCCUUCGGUAACGUGAUUGUCCCUUUAAAG
Messenger RNA from Trachymyrmex septentrionalis, 3394 nucleotides. RefSeq names its product protein CBFA2T2 (gene nvy). The transcript has 8 exons. Lineage: Eukaryota; Metazoa; Arthropoda; Insecta; Hymenoptera; Formicidae. The record is from RefSeq and is a predicted model, not a curated record. Gene Ontology annotation, molecular function: transcription corepressor activity. Gene Ontology annotation, biological process: DNA-templated transcription; negative regulation of DNA-templated transcription. Gene Ontology annotation, cellular component: nucleus. The coding region runs from base 1 to 2529 and encodes 842 amino acids.